AUGACGAGAGAUUUAACGUGGUUCACAAAUCAAUACGAUGUACUACAUGCUCGGGUGAAGCUGAAGAUGAUUCAGUACUAUUUGAUGGAAGAAAAUACAACAGAAGAGAUCUAUCAAGAACAUCAAAAGGUCGCAAAAUCAAAAGAGAAGAAAAUUAUGGGAGGAGGGAGAGUUGUUUCUGAGAAGAUGAAGCUUCUUCUAUCAUUACUUGUUCUUCAGUUCUGCUUUGCAGGAUUUCACAUUGUCUCCAGACUUGCACUCAACAUGGGUGUCAGCAAAGUUGUUUACCCAGUCUAUAGAAACAUUAUAUCACUGCUUUUGUUGGGACCUAUUUCUUAUUUUUUGGAGAAGAAAGAGAGACCACCUCUUACUUUCCCUUUAUUGGUUCAAUUCUUCUUUCUUGCAUUGAUUGGGAUCACUGCUAAUCAGGGAUUUUAUCUCCUUGGUUUGUAUUAUGCAUCUCCAACUUUUGCUUCUGCAAUGCAAAAUUCAGUUCCUGCAAUUACUUUUGCCAUGGCUGCAAUUCUAAGGCUUGAGGAAGUUAAUAUAUCAAGGAGAGAUGGAUUGGCAAAAGUACUAGGAACCAUUGUUAGUGUAGGAGGUGCCACUGUCAUUACUCUCUACAAGGGCACACCUCUACUGCACCAUUCUCAUCACCCACUGGAAAUUUCAAUAGAAGGAGAAGCAUUGGAAAAUCCUUCAAAAAAUGUCCAGAACUGGACAUUGGGUUGUCUUUACCUUCUUGGGCAUUGCUUAUCAUGGUCUGGUUGGAUGGUUUUUCAGGCUCCAAUUAUAAAGAAGUACCCAGCUAAACUUACACUCACUUCAUUCACUUGCUUCUUCGGAGUAAUACAGUUCUUGGUUAUAGCAGCCUUUGCAGAAACAGAUCUUGAUCGUUGGAAAAUCCAAUCUGGAGAGGAGCUUUUAACCAUCCUCUAUGCUGGAGUUGUGGCUUCUGGGAUUGUUGUUGCUCUUCAAACAUGGUGUAUCCAUAAAGGAGGACCAGUUUUUGUGGCAGUCUUUCAGCCUGUACAGAUGGUUUUAGUUGCAGUCAUGGCAUGUCUAAUACUUGGUGAUCAGUUAUACGCAGGAGGGAUUAUUGGUUCAGUUCUCAUCAUCAUUGGUCUUUACUCUGUUCUUUGGGGGAAAAAUGAAGAAAAGAAAGUGAGAAAACAAGUGGAGGAAGAAACAUUGACAAAGCAUCUCCUUGAUGAGGAAAGUGCCAUUAAACAAAGUGAAGCUGUAUCUGACUUGCCAUGACAAACCCAUAUGCUGACAGGUUAAGACAGUUCAGAUUUGAGUGAUUAAGCUCUGAAACAACUAAAGAUCUGGGAAGAAAUAUAUUGUCCUCCUGGUUUAAUAUAAGCUCAGCAAGACAGCAAUCCAACAUGUGAAUCUAGCUAGGUUGGCCUUCUGCCUAGUUCCUACUUGUGCAUGAAAGAGAAGCUCAUCUUGAAGAUCUCUUAGAUUUU
This is a messenger RNA of Telopea speciosissima, 1472 nucleotides long. RefSeq names its product WAT1-related protein At3g18200-like. NCBI's taxonomy places the organism in Eukaryota, Viridiplantae, Streptophyta, Magnoliopsida, Proteales, Proteaceae. The transcript has 8 exons. Bases 1 to 1260 code for a protein of 419 amino acids. The record is from RefSeq and is a predicted model, not a curated record. Gene Ontology annotation, cellular component: plasma membrane. Gene Ontology annotation, molecular function: transmembrane transporter activity.